AUGGAGCAAUCAACCCAGUGCGGCCGAGACUUCAGCCUGCUCAAAGGCUUCGUGGUGCAGCCGGGAGAAAAGCCCUUUGCCUGCAGUGAAUGCGGGAAGAGCUUCCGGCUGAAGGGGAAUUUGGUCAAGCACCUGCGGAGCCACGCCAAGGUGCGGCCCUACAAGUGCACCGAGUGCGAGAAGAGCUUCAACUGCCAGUCAGACCUGCUGCGACACCAGAUGAUUCACCGCGGGGAGAAGCCCUACAAGUGCAGUGAGUGCGAGAAGAGCUACAGCCGCAAGGUGUAUCUGCUCAACCACCAGCGUGUGCACACGGGGGAGCGGCCCUUCCAGUGCACGGCGUGCGAGAAAAGCUUCCGGCAGAAGGCCGUGCUCAUCUCGCACCAGCGCCUGCACACUGGCGAGCGCCCCUACAAGUGCACCCAGUGCGACAACAGCUUCAGCGAGAAGUCCAAGCUCAACAACCACUACCGCAUCCACACGGGAGAGUGGCCCUACAAGUGCACCAAGUGUGACAAGAGCUACAGCCGCAAGGUGUACCUGCUCAACCACCAGCGCCUGCACACCGGCGAGCGGCCCUUCCAGUGCCCUGAGUGCAGCAAGAGCUUCAUGCUCAAGACGAGCUUCAUGAAGCACCAAAGAAAUCAUGUGGAAGAGAGACCCCACCAGGGCGGCCCAGCUGCUAAAAGCCAUAGCGGGUCUGUCGGCCAUCAGGGUAACGACUUGGGAGAAGGGCUGAAACGCCACAUUGAGUGUGGGAAAAGCAUCACGGGGAAGCCUGAGCUAGAGACGCUCCAGCAGGUCCAUGUCCGGGAGCGGCCACAUCAGUGUGGCACGUGUGAGAAAAGCUUCCGAUACGAGGAAUCUCUGAGAGAACAUCAGAGUCUCCACAGCACAGAGCAAGGGCAUCCGGAGGUUUCUCGGAGCCCCAGACAGGGUGCAGAGGCCGGACUCCUUGUUGUAAAGAUGGAAGAUACGUGGUACGGGGCCGGCCCGUGGCGAGGCGGCGCCGGGACUCUGCCCAGCCCGGAGCGGGAGCGGAGCUCGGCCGGGCCGGGCCGGGCCCGCUGCAGAAGCCCCGCCCGGGGGGGCCAUGGCCGAGCGGGCCGCUGCCCAGCCUCCGGGGAGCCGCCGGCAGCGGGCACCCUGGGGUGCUGUAGGUCCCCGCCGGGGCGGGGGGGCAGAGCGCGGGCUUCGGGACAGUGUCAAGACACCAGCUCCCGGCUGCAGGAACGCACUAGUUACUGGCCUGAGUAUAGGACUAACAACUGGGAUCCCGCCGUCCCUGAACAAACUCCUGUGAGCGAAGCCCAUCAUCACACUACAGAGAUCUCCUUGUGGACAGUAGUGGCUGCCAUCCAAGCCGUGGAGAGGAAGGUGAAUUCUCAUGGCACGCGAUUACUGAAUCUGGAGGGGAGAACAGGGACAACCGAGAAGAAGUUAACAGACUGUGAGAGGACAGCGAUGGAAUUUGGUAACCAGCUGGCGAGUAAAUGGACUAUUUUGGGAACUCUGAUCCAGGAGAAUAACUUCCUGCAGAGGAGGCUGGAGAACCUGGAGAACCUGCUGAGAAACAGGAACUUCUGGAUCUUAAGACUGCCCCCAGGCACUAAGGGAGAAGUCCCCAAGGUGCCGGUGACAUUUGAUGAUGUCUCCGUCUAUUUCAACGAGCAGGAGUGGGAGAACUUAGACGAAUGGCAGAAAGAGCUUUACAAGAACGUGAUGAAGGGGAACUAUGAGACCCUGAUCUCCCUGGAUGCAGACUUGUGCAUACCCCAGAAAGAGGCCCCAGUACUGCCAAAGCCCUUUGCCUGCAGUGAAUGCGGGAAGAGCUUCCGGCUGAAGGGGAAUUUCGUCAAGCACCUGCGGAGCCACGCCAAGGUGCGGCCCUACAAGUGCACCGAGUGCGAGAAGAGCUUCAACUGCCAGUCGGAGCUGCUGCGACACCAGAUGAUUCACCGCGGGGAGAAGCCCUACAAGUGCAGUGAGUGCGAGAAGAGCUACAGCCGCAAGGUGUAUCUGCUCAACCACCAGCGUGUGCACACGGGGGAGCGGCCCUUCCAGUGCACGGCGUGCGAGAAAAGCUUCCGGCAGAAGGCCGUGCUCAUCUCGCACCAGCGCCUGCACACUGGCGAGCGCCCCUACAAGUGCAGCGAGUGCGGUAAGAGCUUCACUCAGCAGUCCAAGCUGACCAACCACUACCGUAUCCACACAGGCGAGCGCCCCUACAAGUGCACCCAGUGCGACAACAGCUUCAGCGAGAAGUCCAAGCUCAACAACCACUACCGCAUCCACACGGGAGAACGGCCCUACAAGUGCACCGAGUGCGAGAAGAGCUACUGCCGCAAGGAGUAUCUGCUCAACCACCAGCGCCUGCACACCGGCGAGCGGCCCUUCCAGUGCCCUGAGUGCAGCAAGAGCUUCAUGCUCAAGAGGAGCCUGACGGUGCACCAGCGCACCCACACUGGGGAGCGCCCCUACCCGUGCGUCCAGUGCGGCCGCCGCUUCAGCCGCAAGGAGCACUUCCUGCUGCACCAGCGCAUCCACACCGGGGAGCGCCCCUACCAGUGCAGCCAGUGCAACAAAAGCUUCAUCCACCAGUCGCGGCUCAACUACCACGCCCGCAUCCACUCGGGGGAGCGGCCCUACGCCUGCGCCCAGUGUGCCAAGCGCUUUGCCGAACCCUCCAAGCUGGCGGUACAUUGCCGUGUUCACACCGGCGAGCAGCCCUACUCCUGCCUCCAGUGCGGCAAGAGCUUCGGCCUGAAGAAAAGCCUCGUCGUCCACCAGCGGAGCCACGCUCAGGAGCGGCCCUACCAGUGCUCCGAGUGCGGUAUCCACUUCAUCUGCCAGUCCUACCUUGUCCGGCACCGGCUGGUCCACACCGGGGAGCGGCCCUACAAAUGCACCGAGUGCGGCAAAAGCUACAGCCGCAAGGAGCACCUGCAGAACCAUCGGCGUAUCCACACCGGGGAGCGGCCCUUCCAGUGCACCGCUUGCGGGAAGAGCUUCAUCCAGAAACAUCACCUCCUGAAGCACCAGCGCAUCCACACCGGGGAGCGCCCCUACCAGUGCGGGGAGUGCGGGAGGAGCUUCCGCUGCAAGGAGUCCCUGAAGGAUCACGCCAGGGUUCACGCCGGCGCGCUGGGGGAGGAGCGGCCGCAUGGCUGCGCCGAGUGCGGGAAGAGCUUCAGCGUGAAGAAGAACCUGAAGAUCCACCAGCGGAGCCAUGCCAAGGAGCGGCCCUACGCCUGUGGGGAGUGCGGCAAGAGCUUCAACUGCCACUCGGGGCUGGUGCGGCACCAGAUGAUCCACCGCGGCGAGCGGCCCUACAAGUGCGAGGAGUGCGGGAAGUGCUACAGCCGCAAGGAGCACCUCCAGAACCACCAGCGGCUGCACACCGGCGAGCGGCCCUUCCAGUGCGCCGCCUGCGGGAAGAGCUUCAUCCGCAAGCAGAACCUGCUAAAGCACCAGCGCAUCCACACCGGGGAGCGGCCCUACCAGUGCGGGGAGUGCGGGAGGAGCUUCCGCUACAAGGAGUCCCUCAAGGACCAUCAGCGGGUUCAUGGCGCCAAGCCCCACCAGUGCAGCCAGUGUGGGCAGAGCUUCCUCCACCGCUCCCGGCUCACCUACCACGCCCGCAUCCACACCGGCGAGCGGCCCUACGCCUGCGCCCAGUGCGGCAAGAGCUACAGCCGCAAGGAGCAUCUCCAGAACCACCAGCGGCUGCACACGGGCGAGCGGCCCUUCCAGUGCCACGAGUGCGGGAAAUGCUACAUCCGCAAGGAGCACCUGCAGUACCACCAGCGCGUCCACACCGGCGAGCGGCCCUUCCAGUGCGCCGCCUGCGGGAGGAGCUUCAUCCGCAAGCAGAACCUGCUGAAGCACCAGCGCGUCCACACCGGGGAGCGGCCCUACCAGUGCGGGGAGUGCGGGAGGAGCUUCCGCUACAAGGAGUCCCUCAAAGACCAUCAGAGAACUCAUGAUGCUGAGCCAGGGCUGCCCCCCGGCCUGCACCCAGGAGCCGGGCUCAGGAAGCAGAUGCCUCUGUGUGAGAGGGGAGCCAAGGGGGGGUCUGGGAGCUGAUGAUAAUACUCAGCCCUUGUGCAGUGUUUCCCCUGGGCUGGGCCCAGAGGAGCCUGGCUCUCCCCAAGCGUGGGGCAGGAAAAGUGAAAGGACUUGGUCACAACACCGUGCCAGGAAUCGAACUUGGGUCUCCUGAAUCCCAGCCCUGUGCUCUAACCACUAGUCCACACUGCUUUCCUAUAGCAGGAAACUUCUUUUGGCUAACCCCCCCCCCCCCCCGAAAGUGAGCGGGGCACAUUUCUCUGCUCAUGUAGAACUGGUCUCUGCCACCCGGAGCAGUGUCCCAGCUACGGGCAUCACAGCCUUCUCCUCUGCAGCUCCUGCUGCCCUGAACCUCUCCAGCCGCUUUCAGAUCUCCUGGGGCUGUAGGUAGCCAUCCUUGCCCUCAUCCCCCUCUCUGUUUCUCUUGCACAAUGGAAAAUAAAGUUCGGCU
Molecule: messenger RNA, 4519 nt
Organism: Emys orbicularis (European pond turtle)
Lineage: Eukaryota; Metazoa; Chordata; Testudines; Emydidae
Product: zinc finger protein 546-like
Exons: 11
Coding region: 1-4086 (1361 amino acids)
Biological process (GO): regulation of DNA-templated transcription
Molecular function (GO): RNA polymerase II cis-regulatory region sequence-specific DNA binding; DNA-binding transcription factor activity, RNA polymerase II-specific
Source: RefSeq, a predicted model, not a curated record